GGGAGGGAGGGGUGGUCCACAAAAAAGACCUGCAAAAUUAGCAUUGUCCCUUCCUCUGUUCGCAUCGCCUCUCCCCUCUGUUAUGUUAAAACACUUCGAAACCUCUUUACUAGCCCUGCCCUGCUCGGCGUCCACCUCCGUCACUCCACUCCAUACUCUCUCUCUAUCUCUAUCUAUCUCUGAGGGUGAGUGUGUGUGUCUCUGUGUCUGUCUGCCCACUCCAUUCAUUGGACCUCUCCCUUUAUCUGCUCUUCCCUUCCCCGUGACCUCCUCCUCUGCGCUCCCCAGUUUUCUUGGUUCCUCUCUCUCUCUCUCUCUCUCUGCUCGAGAAAGCAGAAAGAGUGUUCCUUUUUCCCUCAACUGUGACAAAUUUUGGGCCUUUCUCCUUCGGUCCUUUCCCAAUUCGGCAAAACCUUCCCCUUCUCAGUUUGAUUGAGCCGCGCCAAACUACUCUCAACCUCUGGGUUUCUGGGAACAUCCUAGGAUGUUGCAAUGGUGUUCUUUUCAAUGUUGAAUCGGGUCUGGUAGCUUUCAGGUAUUGGGGGAAGGCUUUUUGCUGGCUAAUAAAGAGCUUUUCCGAUUGUCGAAUUCCCUUUCGGAAAAAAAAGAGGGGGUUCUUUGAGAAUCUUCUGCAGAGGUUUAAGGGGUUUAGCUCGAUCCUUGCUAUUAGUAGAAGCUUCUCUGCGUCUUUCUGAAGUCUACCCCCGAUUCGGAAUCCAGUAUUUCUGUCGGUCCGUCUGAGUUCGCCGACCUUAUGCGUAAUUUGGAUUGAACCUUUGCAAGGUUUAGCUUCGCAUCCUCUGUUUGUUUUGCCAAGUGGAGCUCAGUUCCACCGUAAUUCAAUCCAAACUCAAGGCUUCUUGAGGCCAGGCCUCGAUUUCAACCGGAACAAUGUCCUCCUUUCUGAGCGGAGGUGGGAGAACCUAUGGUUUUGAUCUCGAAAUUGUCAAGCCCCGAUUGACAUCGCCCCGGACCUCGCCGAUGUCCUCUUCACCCACCUCGACCAUCUCGGAGUCCAGCAACUCUCCACUCUCGAUCUCCACCCGGAAGCCUCGGACCCCUCGGAAGCGGCCCAAUCAGACAUACAACGAGGCGGCCGCCCUCUUGUCCCAAGUCUACCCCAGCAUUUUCCCAGCAGACAAUCCCCACAAAUUCUCCAAGCUGCCUUGCGAGUUCUUCCCCAAUGAGCCCGAAUCCUCGGACUUGUUCCUGCCCUUUCGGGAAAUCGACAGUUCCGACAAUUUCCUGCCAAUCCACGAUAAACCAAGGUUCCAAACCGAGCAGAAGCUGUCGCCAGCUUCCGGGGAAAUCCAAUCAAAGGCCUCGGACCUGCCCGAGGAAUCGCAGGAGGACUUCGAUUUCGAUGCAGAAUCAAUCAUCCUCGACGAGGAAAUCGAUGAGGGAAUCGACAGCAUCAUGGGGAAUCUUGGCGUGGGUGCGGGUUCAAUCGUCGAGCCUACCGGCGGAUUGCCGAAAUCCGGGGCGAGGUGGGAGCCGGGGCUUGGGACGGGGAGCCGAAUCGGGUCGAUGAGGGUAUGGAAGCGGGCGGAGGAGAUGAGCUACUGGUGGAACUUCCCCACCGUCGAUGUCCUCGAAAUCUCCCCCAAGCUGAGCUCCGCUCCAAGCCCGUCGGCCGAGAAGAAGACGACGACCACGACAAAGAAGAAGGCCAAGAAGAAGGCCGAGAAAGUGAAGUCAUUGUCGGAGCUCAAAACCCCAGAACCGCCGAAGGAGGAGCCGACUCCGCAGCCGCAAGCGAAACCGGGGCUGAUGCUGAAGCUGGACUACGACGGCGUCCUGGGCGCCUGGUCCGGCAAGGGCUCACCGUUCUCCGACGAGGCUCCGGGCUCCGACGCGCCGGCUGCCGACGUUUCCGCCAGGUUGGCUCAAAUCGACUUAUUCACGGAGAAUGACAUCGUUAGAGAAGCGAGCGUUUUACGGUACAAGGAAAAGAGACGCACACGUCUCUUUGCGAAGAAGAUCAGAUACCAAGUCAGAAAAGACAACGCCGAUCAACGGCCCCGAAUGAAGGGUAGAUUUGUAAGAGGGCCGAAUUCGACUACGAACGACCAGAGAUAAUAUUUAAUUUUUUUUGGCUCCUAGAAAAUAAGCUUUUUAUUUUUGAGCCUUUAUGGCUGCGAGAAUGAUCUAAUUUUGAUUUCUCAUGAGCAUUUAUACUUCUUUCCGGGCCAUUCUUUAAAAGCUUUAUUUUCGCUUGCACAUAUUUUAAUCUCUAAUUCUUGAUGUUAAUUAUUUUUCCUCUAAUUUCUCACGCAAAGGAGGAACAGAUGAGAUGAUAAUGAGUAGCAUAUUCUAACUA
Molecule: messenger RNA, 2320 nt
Organism: Punica granatum (pomegranate)
Lineage: Eukaryota; Viridiplantae; Streptophyta; Magnoliopsida; Myrtales; Lythraceae
Source: RefSeq, a predicted model, not a curated record